Rodentolepis nana is the source of this 1968-nucleotide messenger RNA. Lineage: Eukaryota; Metazoa; Platyhelminthes; Cestoda; Cyclophyllidea; Hymenolepididae. The record is from the annotation of a GenBank genome assembly.
AUGCCGAAAGUUGAAAAGAGGAGUGGACGCAGGUUUUCUCGAAAUUCAAGUAAGCGCCCUCGGCUCGAUGGUACUCCAAUGAGUCAGCCAAACUUUAGUGAUAAUGAUGCUAGCAACGAUAGUCUAAGUGCUACCUACCUAGAUGAAGAUUUUGAUAAUGCCUCCAGAGCUUCUUAUUCCUCGGAGGAGGAGUAUUUUAGUCGAGAUUCUAAAGGAAAACCUAUCAGCUCUAAUGACCUCGAUGAGUUUUCUGCCGUUGAUCUGCGGUCUAUCUUAAAAUUGAGACUUGAUCAAGCAUCUCGACCAAUUUGGGUUACGCCGUCUGCCCAUAUAUAUAUGGAAACUUUUAAUCCAAUCUCAAAUCUCGCACAGGACUUUCUCAUCGCAAUUUCAGAGCCUGUAUGCCGCCCUGAACAUAUUCAUGAGUAUAAACUGACCUCUUAUUCUCUUUAUGCUGCAGUUUCCGUCGGUCUUCGUACUAGUGAGAUCAUUGGCUGCCUACGGCGUCUUUGCAAAUCUGAUCUUCCCCAAUCUAUAAUCGAGUAUAUUCGUUCAUGUACCCUUUCCUACGGAAAAGCGAAGUUGGUACUUAGAGGUGGACAUUUUUACGUGGAGAGCAAUCAACGAGCUUUUUUGAAGACAUUAAUUGCUGAUAGAGAAAUAAGGGAAUGUCUUUUGAAUACUCCAACUACUGAAGGUCUUUCUGAAGUGACUGUGCACAAAUUUGAAUCUUCGGACGCAAUUCUUGCCCUUGGAAUUGAAAUGAAAGAUAACUCGAAAAAUUCGGAUGGUACUUCCACCGGUCCGUCGUCGGAGAGUAAUCAGGCAGAAUCAGAUGGUGGGCUGAAGGAUAUCUUGAAGUUGUAUGCCGAUAUUGAUGCUGAAGAGGAAGAACAAGAACAGGCUGAAGCUGCUGCGGAACCGAAAGAUGAUUACGUUGACGUUGCUGGCGAUGCAGAAAUGCUAAGCAUAAAGCAAAUCGGUCUUGAAGUUGCAGCUGGUGACAAUGAAGGAGAGUUAGUUGAUCUCCCCGAAUGUAACGCAGGUGACAAAAUUCAAGGUGAAGAAGGCGGAAAAUCCUCCGGAGCUGCAACCUACGCUAUCGAAGUGAUCCAAGAUGAAAUCGAACGCCUGCAGAGGCGCUGUGUUGAGCUGGAGGUACCCUUGCUUGCUGAAUACGAUUUUCGUCGAGAUAAAGUCAAUAAGGAUAUGAGUGUUGAUCUCAAGGCGAGUACAACACUUAGGCCCUAUCAAGAGAAGAGUCUCCGUAAAAUGUUCGGAAAUGGACGAGCUAGAUCCGGGGUCAUUGUUCUUCCCUGUGGUGCUGGUAAAACUUUGGUUGGCGUGACAGCAGCCUGUACUGUUCGCAAACCGACUUUAUGUCUCUGCACUAGUGGUGUAGCUGUCGAGCAGUGGAGAAACCAGUUCAAACUCUGGUCUACAGCCGAAGACAGUCAAAUCCUGCGUUUCAUGUCCGACGCACGCGACAGACCUUCACCUAGCACCUGCAUAUGUAUUUCAACUUACUCUAUGAUUGCCUUUUCAGGCAGGCGAUCUUACGAGGCCGAACGACUAAUGCAAUGGAUCAAAGGUCAAGAAUGGGGACUGAUGGUGCUGGAUGAGGUACAUACGAUUCCUGCCAAGAUGUUCCGUCGUGUACUCACUAUGGUUCAAGCGCAUUGUAAGCUUGGCUUAACUGCCACUCUGGUUCGUGAAGAUAAUAAGAUUACUGAUCUCAACUUCCUUAUCGGGCCGAAGAUUUACGAGGCAAAUUGGUUGGAAUUACAAAAACGAGGAUUUAUUGCUCGAGUUCAGUGUGCUGAAGUAUGGUGUCCUAUGACUGCGGAGUUCUACAAGGAGUAUCUAGGGGUAUGUUGGAAUACAUGCCUUUUUAGCUGCUACUUAAUGAGGUUCAUUCAUUGUAGUAAUAUACGUCUAGAUGUGUGGCAUAGCAAGCGUUGGAAAUAA